Funneliformis caledonium is the source of this 1194-nucleotide messenger RNA. NCBI's taxonomy places the organism in Eukaryota, Fungi, Glomeromycota, Glomeromycetes, Glomerales, Glomeraceae. The record is from the annotation of a GenBank genome assembly.
AUGUUAUCAAGAGCAAAAAAACAAAAGGAAAACGAGGAAUUGCCUACAAAAGGGCUUAUUAAAUUUACCAAAAAUGUUAACCAAAUUUCAUUAAAUGAAAAAUUACAAGGCAAAGAAAACAACAAGAUUAAUCGUGUAAAUUUUGAAGACCGUAUGGAACAAAUAAAUGCUGAAGUGCUGCGAAUUGCAAAACGUGUUGCUUUAGCACCGAAAGCUACUGUUAACAUUAAUACACAAUCCGUUGAGACAAAUUCCAUUGCCAAGAAAAAUAAUGAAACAGAAAAUCGACAGAAAUCAUUAAUUGUGAAAAAAAUCUUGAGUACUGUUAAUAGUAGAGUCGUUGAUAAAUCAACAAAGUUACAACUUAUUGAUAAUCUUCCAAAAAAAGAAGAGACCAAAGUAUGGUGUUUAGAUGAUUUUGAAAUGGGAGACUCUCUUGGUGAAGGACGAUUUGGUCGCGUUUAUAUGGCAAGGGAAAAGACAAGCAUGAAGGUUGUGGCCAUCAAAGUAAUAUUCAAAAAGGAGAUUCGAGAAAAUAAUAUGGUGGAACAAUUGAGACGUGAAGUGGAGAUUCAGUCACAUUUAAGACAUCCCAACAUAUUACGCUUAUAUGGAUAUUUCCACGACAAAGAUCGCGUGUUUUUGGUUUUAGAAUUUGCUGAGAAUGGAGAAUUGUAUAAACGUCUUCAAAAUUAUGGACCUUUUACAGAACGCCAAACAGCAUGUUAUAUAUCUCAGAUCGCAGUUGCUCUUAGCUACCUACAAAAGAAAAAAGUCAUUCAUCGAGAUAUGAAGCCAGAAAAUCUUUUGUUGUCAAAUAAUGAUAUAGUAAAGGUUUCUGAUUUUGGAUGGGCAAUUCAUACAUCAGGUUUAAACCAAAGACGUACGACAUUCUGUGGUACACCUGAUUACCUGGCACCUGAGAUGAUCAUCGAGAACUUAGGUUAUGAUCAAAAAAUUGAUUCAUGGGCUCUUGGGGUGCUAUGUUACGAAUUUUUAGUUGGGAAACCCCCUUUUAUGGUUGAGGAUAUAGGUGAAACUUACAAAAAAAUUGCUACAGUAGACUAUAAAAUACCAAAUCAAAUUUCUCCAGAAGCCAAAAAUUUCAUUUCAUCAUUAUUACAAUCUGAUCCUGAGAAACGCUUGCCUCUCGAUCGUAUCGCAAUUCACCCAUGGAUUUUGAAGAACAAGUAA